Messenger RNA from Aspergillus pseudotamarii, 3011 nucleotides. Its product is annotated as phosphofructokinase 2. The coding region runs from base 519 to 2846 and encodes 775 amino acids. NCBI's taxonomy places the organism in Eukaryota, Fungi, Ascomycota, Eurotiomycetes, Eurotiales, Aspergillaceae. The transcript has 3 exons. The record is from RefSeq and is a predicted model, not a curated record. Gene Ontology annotation, biological process: fructose 1,6-bisphosphate metabolic process; fructose 6-phosphate metabolic process; canonical glycolysis. Gene Ontology annotation, molecular function: identical protein binding; ATP binding; monosaccharide binding. Gene Ontology annotation, cellular component: cytoplasm; mitochondrion; 6-phosphofructokinase complex.
GGGUAAGGCAAAUGGGGUUCCGGAAUGGUUCGGAGGUGCCCGUCCGCAGCUACACUAAUGAUCAUCUUCUACGGAGCCACGCCGUUCCUGAUCCCCUGUCAUGUUGUUUUCCUUUUUCUUGAUUUAGUGUGGCAAAUUGCGUUGUGAUCCCCACUUACUACUAGUAUUCGGUGAAUGCGGACACUUGGGUGAUUCACUAUCAAUAAAACAUGACGAUGAUUAGCUUAGGCAUCUUUCAUUCAUCCCCUUGUCACACGUCUGCGAUUGCCCGAGUACCACCACAUCGGACCAUAUCGGCCUGUGAAAACAAAAGGGAAUCCCACUGCCAUCAGCCCAUCACGGGACAUGGUAUAGUAUGCGGAGCAUUCAAUGUCUCACCCUGCUUUUCCACUCCAGAUAAAAUGAAUUAUCCUGCUGUCUUCAAGGAUCUGUUGUCCAAUUUACCACAACAUCAUCGUACUAGUACCGACAUCACUAACACCUACCAUUUCAUUUGACUUUUGGACUAGAUUCACACCAUGACCAACACCAUAUUAGAUAGUUACUCUUCAAGACGCAAACCCCGUCGCAUUGGUAUCCUGACAUCCGGAGGAGAUGCUCCGGGAAUGAAUGGAGCUAUUCGUGCAGUCGUCCGCACGGCAAUCCAGAACGGCUGCGAAGCAUGGGCAAUUCACGAAGGCUACGAGGGACUCAUCCAGGGCGGUGCAAUGAUGCAUCCCCUAUAUUGGGAAGACGUUCGAGGCUUUCUAUCGCGUGGAGGGACACUCAUUGGGUCCGUACGCUGUGACCGUUUCCGUGAACGAGAAGGUCGUCUACAGGCCGCAAGAAAUAUGGUGCUUUUCGGUAUCGACGCCCUAGUUGUCUGUGGGGGAGACGGAAGCUUGACCGGGGCAGACCUCUUUCGAUCCGAAUGGCCAGAGCUGCUCAAUGAGCUGGUGUCAACUGGUGUUUUGACCGUGGCGCAAGUCGCACCCCAUCAGAAUUUGAACAUUGUUGGACUUCUCGGCUCUAUCGACAAUGACUUUUCCGGCACGGAUGCCACCAUCGGAUGCUAUUCUGCGUUAACACGGAUCUGCGAGUCAGUCGAUGCAGUUUUUGAUACGGCUUCCUCUCAUCGCCGAGGGUUUGUCGUCGAAGUCAUGGGUCGACACUGUGGCUGGUUAGCAUUGAUGGCUGCGAUCGCAACUGGGGCGGAUUGGCUGUUUAUCCCGGAGAGGCCUCCGCGCGAUGGCUGGGAGGAUGAUAUGUGCUCAAUCAUCACCAAGAACCGCAACCGUGGCAAGCGUCGCACUAUCGUUAUUCUGGCAGAAGGAGCCCAGGACAGCAACUUGGAUCGCAUUUCGUCGUCUGCCGUGAAAGAUGUUCUGAGCAAGCGUUUAGGACUCGAUACCCGCGUCACUGUUCUGGGUCAUAUCCAACGAGGCGGAUCCCCAUGCGCAUACGACCGCUGGCUGUCAACGUUACAGGGCAUCCACGCCGUCAAAGCGGUGCUGUCUAUGACUCCUGACUCGCCCUCUCCGGUGGUGAUUAUCCAGGAAAAUAGAAUCAAAACAUCAUCUCUGGCUGAAACUGUUGCCUUAACCAAGGAGGCUAACGCCAGUAUGCAUGCCAAAGAAUUCGAGAAAGCAGCAACACUUCGGGAUCCCGAAUUCAUGGAAUACCAUGGCGCGUACCGACACCUGAACACGAGUGAUCAUCCUAAGAUGGUCUUGCCCGAAGAUAAGCGCAUGCGGGUUGCUAUCAUUCACGUCGGCGCCCCAGCUGCAGGCAUGAAUCCAGCCACACGCGCAGUAGUCGCCUAUUGUUUAACCAGGGGACACACCCCGAUCGCCAUCCACAACGGUUUCCCUGGUCUCUGUCGGCACCACGAUGAUACCCCUGGCUCGGUUCGUGAAAUGCAUUGGUUGGAAUCUGGUGACUGGAUUAACGACGGUGGGUCUGACAUUGGGACCAAUGCGGGACUACCAUUAGACGAUAUGGAAACGACAGCUCAAUGCUUUGAGCGGUAUAAGUUUGAUGCACUUUUCGUUAUUGGAGGCUUCGAAGCGUUCACAGCCGUCAGUCAGCUGCGCAAGGCGCGUGAGCAAUAUCCUGCCUUCCGGAUUCCGCUCGUCCUUCUCCCAGCAAGCAUGUCAAAUAAUGUCCCCGGCACGGAAUAUUCCCUUGGCAGCGACACCAGUCUUAACACCCUUGUUUAUUUCUGCGAUGUUGUUCGGCAAUCUGCGUCCUCCUCCGGGCACAGCGUAUUCGUCGUUGAAGCGCAAGGGGCCGAGUACCAGGCGACAGCUGCGGCGCUGGCCGCGGGAGCAAUGACGGUGUAUACGCCUGAUCGAGGAAUAACUCUCCAGAGCCUCUCCAAUGACAUCGAGUACCUCCGCCAACAGUUCUCAAAGGAUCACGGUGCCAAUCGCUCGGGCAAGCUGAUCAUCCGCAAUGACCAGACAUCCACCAUCUACAGUACAGCCGAGAUUGCAAAUAUUAUCAAACACGAGGCCAAGAAUCGCUUUGAUGCGCAGGGGGUGGUGCCAGGACACUUCCAGCAAGGCGGCAAAGUCUCACCCAUCGACCGCAUUCGCGCGUUCCGGCUGGCCGUGAAGUGCAUGGAACAUUUGGAAACAUUUGCGGGCCAGUCUCCGGACGAAAUCAUGAACGAUGAGAACUCAGCCACGGUGAUCAGCAUCAAACAGUCUCGUAUCCUUCUACUGCCGAUGGGAGGUCCUACCGGAGUUGAAGUUACCGAUACUGAUUGGAAGCGACAGCGGCCGAGAACUCAGAACUGGUUGGAGAUCCAAGAAGCUGUGGACUCCUUGUCGGGACGCUCGUCUAUGUGUGCAAUUCCGAACUGAGAGGCAUCCACUGUCGUUUUUCCAUAAUGUAAUGUUUACGAAGAGAUCUGCGAUUACAAUUCCGUUAAUACACCAAUGAUGAAUCCCAAGUUUCAUAUUGUCGUAACUCGAAUGAAUUGACAAACUUUCAAAAAAGACUUAUACAACGCACCGCUCAAUGCGAAU